AUCAAUGUCGCCCAGGCGGUGAAGUCAGUGCGCCUGCAGGUCUGGGAAUGACUCGCUGUUUUAGCGUCACCUCAGUGGGGGAGCGCGCGCCGGGAGGCGUCAGAGCUGACAUGGGGUCCCUGUGCGCCCUGAGGACGCUCAUGGUGCUGGGUUUGGUGACGGCCCUCGCGGGAUGCGCCCCCGGUCUGAACCGGACGGCGGAGCGCUGGGAGGCCCUCUACUCGCGCUCUCUGGCGCGGAUCCCGGGGGAGAAGCGGGAGGAGAUGAGCCGGGACGGAGACUACCUGCUCGGCAUUAAGCGGCUGCGGCGCCUUUACUGCAACGUCGGGAUUGGAUUUCAUUUACAGGUUUUACCCAAUGGCAGAAUAACAGGCGUUCACAGCGAGAAUCCUUACAGUCUCCUGCAGAUCUCUCCCGUGGAGAGAGGCGUGGUCACUCUGCUGGGAGUCCACAGUGGGCUCUUUGUGGCCAUGAACCGGCGUGGAAAGCUCUACGGAUCUUUACACUACAGUGACGAGUGCAAGUUCAGAGAGAAGCUCCUGGCCAACAACUACAACGCCUAUGAAUCGGUAGUCUACCCGAGGAUGUUCAUUGGCCUCAGUAAGAAUGGCAAAACUAAGAGAGGAAACAGAGUGUCUCCGGCUAUGACAGUCACACAUUUCUUGCCCAGAAUCUAAAUGAACGUCACAACAAUAGUGAACGUUGGGGUGGGAGAAAGCGGGGGGCUUCUCCAAGCUAUGAUGCACUUUCAUUUAAAGCUUUUUGUAAGUGUAUCGUAUUUGAUAUUUUAUUAUGUACAUUUUCAGUUGUUUUUAUUUAUGUUUUACAUUUGUUUUGUAUUUUUAUAGGAGUGGAUGUAUUUUCACUGAGGGACAGUCAAUAUACUUAACAUUUUAUUUAUGUUUUCAUUUCUUAUUUAUCAGACAUAUGCUGCUACAGAGUGAAACCCUAUCUUUCGAUGUAUUCUUUGCACAGCUUGAAAAACGAAUAAGUUAUCAUUGAAAGGGCUGAAAUGUUUGAUGUUUUUCUAUUGGGAGUGGGUGGAAAAGGAAAUUUGUCAGAAGCUUUGUAUGCAAAAUAGAAAUUAAAAGUAAUGCGGCACUUUUUGUGAAGCAGGUGAAAAAUCAUGCUUCUCCUUUUCUAAUCGGAGGUGGAUCUGGAGGAGCUUUAGAAAAAGGUUUAUAGAACACAUCUUAGCAGAAAAUCAGACACAGCAUUUCCUGCAUUCACCUCGCAUUCUUCAGGUUUGUUUACAUUGUUCCUCCACGUACCAAUAUUCUGGUGGACUCUAGAGGGCAGUGUAGGGACAGACCGCAAGCAUACAUCAUCCCUCAGCUGUUUCCAGCAUUUUCAGUGCCUCUCUGUGUCACCCAAAAGUAACUUCUUUCCAAAAGUUUCACAAUCUGUAGAUGGUGAUGAUAUUUAUGGGCCAAAUCAUAGAUGUUAAUAGAUGUUUUUAUAUAUGAACCCCCGUCAGUAGGAGUUGUUUUUUGUCCACUAUGUUUUUCCACAUUGAAAUGUUAAAAUUCUUUCAUCAGAGUGGUGCAGAAAUGUCAGGCUGUGCUGAGGAGCAUGGAUGCUAAAAUGACAUAAUUAGGCCUUGCAGAGAUGUCACGCAUAAACCAACCUUUAGCUUUGCUAUAACCUGACAAGCUCUUCCUUUGAGGAAUACACCAUGCAGGUGGUUAGAAUCAGCUGAUUUAAUGUUCUGACUUUCCUUCCUAUCAGGCAUAUCUAUACUAAUUUCUCCAGACUUCUUUUAAAUCUUUGCUGCAGUAAUUUUACAGAUAAGUACCAUUUGCUUUUACCCGUGUUAGACGUAGAACCAAAGCUGCUGCUACAGAGCCUUUGAAAAUAUCACGUUAAAACAUAAGUUGAACUUUUGAAGAAAAAA
Cyprinodon tularosa is the source of this 1894-nucleotide messenger RNA. It is a transcript of the gene fgf4, whose product is annotated as fibroblast growth factor 4. Gene Ontology annotation, cellular component: cytoplasm. The record is from RefSeq and is a predicted model, not a curated record. Gene Ontology annotation, molecular function: fibroblast growth factor receptor binding; growth factor activity. NCBI's taxonomy places the organism in Eukaryota, Metazoa, Chordata, Actinopteri, Cyprinodontiformes, Cyprinodontidae. The transcript has 3 exons. Gene Ontology annotation, biological process: positive regulation of protein phosphorylation; fibroblast growth factor receptor signaling pathway; positive regulation of cell population proliferation. Bases 48 to 677 code for a protein of 209 amino acids.